Micromonas commoda is the source of this 1152-nucleotide messenger RNA. RefSeq lists its product with no specific name. The transcript has 2 exons. The coding region runs from base 1 to 1119 and encodes 372 amino acids. The record is from RefSeq and is a predicted model, not a curated record. Gene Ontology annotation, molecular function: protein binding. Lineage: Eukaryota; Viridiplantae; Chlorophyta; Mamiellophyceae; Mamiellales; Mamiellaceae.
AUGGACUCCGACGACGAGAUCGAGGGCGACCCCGACGCGCCCAUCGAGGACCGCGACGCGGAGGGCACCGACGUCGUCCCGCCCUCCGAGGACGCCGCCGCCGUGGUCCGAACCCACCGCGGGAGCGUGUACGCGUGCGCGUGGUCCCCCACCGCCGCCGAUUGCUUCGCGUCGGGCGGCGGCGACGACUGCGCGUUCGUGCACCGCAUCGGCCCCGACGCAUCGACGGUGACGUCCGUGGCGCUCAAGGCGCACACCGACACGGUCUCGUCCGUGGCGUUCAACCACGACGGUACCCUCCUCGCCACCGGCGGCCUCGAGGGCAGGGCGUGCAUCUGGAGCGUCAGCACCGGCGAGCUGCUCCGGACGCUGGAGGGACCGGGCGGCGGGCUGGAGUGGGUGCGGUGGCACCCCAAGGGUAACGUCCUCCUCGCGGGGUCCGAGGACUUCACCGCGUGGAUGUGGAACGCUGACAACGCGGAGCUCAUGCAGGUGUUCGCGGGACACAGCAACAGCGUGCUGUGCGGCGGGUUCUCCCCCGACGGCCGCGGCGUCGUCACCGGUUCAUUCGACGGCUCUCUUCGGGUGUGGGCGCCUCGGAGCGGCGAGUGCGUCACCUUGUUCCAGGGGCACCCCUUCCACGACGGACCGGUGACGUGCGUCGACUUCCACGCCACGACCCCGGGGUUGAUGCUGACGGGAAGCGAGGACAACACGUGCAGGCUCGUGAGCGGCGAGAGCGGCAAGGUGCUCGGCACGUUGGCCGGGCACACGGAGACGGUGGAGUGCGUCGGGCUGAGCGCCGAUUUUCCAUUCGCCGCGUCCGGCGCGAUCGACGCUAAGUGCGUGGUUUGGGACCUCAACACGUCGCAGCCGAGGACCACGCUGAUGCACGACAAGGCGGUCAGCGCGAUCAAGUGGAUUCCGGGCACGGCGUGCCUGUACAGCACGUCAAUCGACGGGUGCGUCCGCCUCUGGGACACGCGCACGUCGCAGUGCCAGGCCGCGAAGUGGGGGCACACCAAGGGCGUCCUGGACUUCGCGGCCUCCCCGGACUUCAAGUGCCUGGUCACCGCGUCCGACGAUCACACCGCGAGGGUGUUUCAGAUGGUCCAGUAGCUCCACGAUGUAAACCAUAAACUCGAUCAUCGU